AUGGGACUCUCUCAGUGCUGGCUUAAUACAGUGCUACUUGAGAAAGCAGUGGUCAGAGAUCAGUUUGAAUUCGUCAAUAUCGGUAUUCAAGCUUACGCUGCUACGCUCACUUUCUUCAUGUCGCGGUUUACUCUACGGCUUGGGCUCCUUGGGGCGGUGCUCUGCCAUCUAACGGCGGCGAGCCCAUUGAAGGCCAUGCAAGAUGCUGCUCCAAUUGCCAUCGUCAGGAACGGCACAUACACUGGUCGCUAUAACGCCGAGUACGAUCAAGACUUCUUCCUGGGAAUGCCUUAUGCUCAACCUCCGGUGGGCGAUCUGCGUCUCCGCAACCCGGCCUCUCUCAACACAUCAUGGGACGGAAGUGCCGAUGCCACUACCUUCUCCCCAGCGUGCUACAACUUCGGACCGUCCCAAUACCCCGAGAUACCACACUCGGAAGACUGCCUGAAUCUCAAUGUGGUACGACCCAGCGGCGUCAAGCCAGGUGACAACCUGCCCGUAGGUCUAUGGAUUCACGGUGGCGGCCAUACAGGGGGCUCGAACCAGGAUCCCAACUACAACAUGACAUUCCUUGUCCAUCAAUCCGUGGCGGCGGGCAAGCCGUUUAUCGGGGUCAAUAUCAACUAUCGGUUGCAACUAUUUGGCUUCAUGUACGGCUCAACUGUCGCGGAGGCCGGUGUUGGCAACCUUGGCUAUAAAGAUCAACACUUGGCGCUUCGUUGGAUCCAUGAAAAUAUCGCUGCGUUUGGUGGAGAUCCUUCUAAGGUGACUAUCUGGGGCGAGAGUGCGGGAGCGGAAAGUUCGGGAGCCCACUUGGUUUCGUAUGGUGGCCAAGAUCAGGGUCUCUUCCGAGGAGUCAUGUUGGAGAGUGGAGGUCCCAUCUAUCCAUACCGAUACAACACUCCAAAGGAAUGGGAUGUCUACUACGAUGUCAUUCUCCGGGCUACCAAUUGCAGCAGAGCAUCUGAUACCCUGGCGUGUCUUCGCACCGUGCCUUCCGAAACUCUCUUCUCCAUCUUUAACAGCAGUGUGUCUGCCUCGAUCCCAUCUUGGGGUAUGGAGAUCGACGGAGACUUUAUUCGGGAGAAUGCUCGGGAGGCGCUUAUCGCCGGACGCUUCAUCAGAGUGCCAAUACUGCAUGGCCAGAACCACGACGAAGCAACGAUUUUCUCCAUCACGGGCAUUAACACGGAUGAAGACUUCUAUGCACAAGUGAGACAACGGACCUCUGACAAUGCCACUGUGCAAGCCAUCGCAAAACUGUACCCAGACAUCCCCGUAGUUGGAAUCCCAUCGACAUUGGAAGGUCGACCAUCUGCAGCACUGGGCUUUCAGUACAAACGCAUUUCGGCCUUCAUUACUGACCUGAUGUGGCAUGCGCCUCGCCGGUUGACCAGCCAAAUCUUGACCCAGCACAAUGUCCCCAAUUGGAACUACUUGUUCAACGUUAGGCCCAAUGGCAUGCCGCUGUCGGCUGGAGCAUCUCAUUUCACAGAGGUGUCAUUCAUGUUCUAUAACAUUCUGGGUCUUGGAUAUGCGCAACCGCCAUUUGCCAACACGCCCCCAAGUUACAAGGAGGUGUCAAAUCUCAUGUCGAUGUACUGGGUCAAUUUCAUUGUCGAUGGUGAUCCCAACGGUGCCAAUAUUGGCAACCACACUCACUGGCCUGCAUAUUCCCUUUCGAACCCACAGCAAAUGACCUUCGAUGCCAACACUACUGAGCUUUCAUUCCGUGCACCAGACACAUAUCGUGCGGCACCAAUUCAAUAUAUCUCUACUCACUUGGCCAGCUCUUUUGGAAGAUGA
Messenger RNA from Penicillium canescens, 1806 nucleotides. RefSeq lists its product as uncharacterized. The transcript has 2 exons. NCBI's taxonomy places the organism in Eukaryota, Fungi, Ascomycota, Eurotiomycetes, Eurotiales, Aspergillaceae. The coding region runs from base 1 to 1806 and encodes 601 amino acids. The record is from RefSeq and is a predicted model, not a curated record.